Messenger RNA from Paramecium pentaurelia, 4095 nucleotides. The record is from the annotation of a GenBank genome assembly. NCBI's taxonomy places the organism in Eukaryota, Ciliophora, Oligohymenophorea, Peniculida, Parameciidae.
AUGUAGUCAAUUUCAUCAGAGGUACUAAAAGCAGGAGUAACUAAAUCAAAUGUUCGUUCAAACGUCACUGCUAAGAGGUAGUUAUGAAUAUUUAUAAAUAGACCAAAUCAAUUAGGUGGAGGUAGAACUUAAUUAGGUCCACCUUAAACAGGGAAAGAUACUCAAUAAUCAUCAUAGGAUAAUGUUAUAGUGAAGUAUAAAGAUAGUGUAGUAACACCAAAAGAGUAAGUUUAUGAUAUAAAAAUUAGAUUGAUUACAAAGAGAUUCUUGUAAUUGGCUGAAUAAUUGAAUAGAGAGGAGGAAUAGAAAUUAAAAUAAUUAUAGAAACCGGCAGAUACAAAAGUUAGUGCAAGUGUUAUGGAUAGUAAUAUGAAAUCAUUCCAUCAGAGUGCAGUACUAUUAAUAACGUAUAAUAGGAUAAAUCAUCGAAUUCUGAUUUGAAAGUUUCAUCAUCUAAUAAUCCAGAGAGAAGUAGUUUUAUGGAAUCUAAGUAAUCAGACACAUAUUCUGAUUCAGAUUCUAAAAGAGAUCAAUCGGAAUAAUAAGAGAAGAAACCAAAAUAGAAGAAAGGUUUGAAAGAAGAGGAUUUAGAAGAGAAUAUACCAAUUAAUUUAAGUGAGACUCCUACAUAAUGUUUAAUGUUUAUGUAAACUAAUAUAUAUAUUAUAUUUAGACCAUCAUCAUUUGUAAAUAGUGAACAUGGUAAAAAAACUGGAUAGAUUUAAAGAACUCAAAAAUAUGAAUAAUUUAUAGUAGAAAAAAUUGGAAGUGAUAAUUUUACAAAGAGAUUUGCUUAAACAUUUAAUUAUAUAUAGAAACAUAAACCUUAAUAAUGUACUAAAAUAGAAAAGAAUGAUACAGGAGCAUUUACAGCUGUUUGGGAUUUAUAUGAUGCUUCAAUAACUGAUCAAUUAAAUGAAUUUGAAAUAUUAUAAGAAGAGAUUAAAUAAAGUAUAGAAAAUGAGUAUAAAUAAUUGAAUAAGAAUCCUUAUUUCUUAUUACCUACAGAAUUAGAAGCAAUUAAAAUACAUGCUGAAAGACCUGUUUUAGGUAAAGAAACUUCUGAAAAAUCAUAAAGUAAAACUAGAAGUGGUAUUGCUACUAAUACUAAAUAAUAACCUAUCAAUAAUUUAAGUGGGGGAUUAACUGGAUAAGGUGGAGAUGAAAGAAUAUAAGAUAGUUCUUCUAGUCAUACUGGUACUAAAGGUGUUACUAAUAUGGGAUCUUAAUAAGCUAAUAUUUAAUAAUAAGUGACAAAAAGUCAUGGUAAAACUAGUAAUCCAUUACCUGAAUAAUAAUAAAAAUAAUAUGAAUAAAAAUAGGAUGAAUAAGAUAUAAAAGAAGAAGAAUAUAUGAAAUAAUAUGUUUAAAGAACCAAUUCUUAAAUUAGUGAAUAAGAAUAAAUCAUUUAUUAAAGUCAAUAAGUAUAAACUAGUUUAAAAUAUGUGGAAAGAAUUCUUAAUUAGAAUUUAUAUCAUAAAUAAUAUAUUCAAUAUAGAAAUUAUCCAGAAGUUAAAUUUGAGAAGAUGACAUUAAAUGAAGAUCCUAAAUAAAGAGGAGGNGAGAGGAAGAAUAGAAAUUGAAAUAAUUAUAGAAACCGGCAGAUACAAAAGUUAGUGCAAGUGUUAUGGAUAGUAAUAUGAAAUCAUUCCAUCAGAGUGCAGUACUAUUAAUAACGUAUAAUAGGAUAAAUCAUCGAAUUCUGAUUUGAAAGUUUCAUCAUCUAAUAAUCCAGAGAGAAGUAGUUUUAUGGAAUCUAAGUAAUCAGACACAUAUUCUGAUUCAGAUUCUAAAAGAGAUCAAUCGGAAUAAUAAGAGAAGAAACCAAAAUAGAAGAAAGGUUUGAAAGAAGAGGAUUUAGAAGAGAAUAUACCAAUUAAUUUAAGUGAGACUCCUACAUAAUGUUUAAUGUUUAUGUAAACUAAUAUAUAUAUUACAUUUAGACCAUCAUCAUUUGUAAAUAGUGAACAUGGUAAAAAAACUGGAUAGAUUUAGAGAACUCAAAAAUAUGAAUAAUUUAUAGUAGAGAAAAUUGGAAGUGAUAAUUUUACAAAGAGAUUUGCUUAAACAUUCAAUUAUAUAUAGAAACAUAAACCUUAAUAAUGUACUAAAAUAGAAAAGAAUGAUACAGGAGCAUUUACAGCUGUUUGGGAUUUAUAUGAUGCUUCAAUAACUGAUCAAUUAAAUGAAUUUGAAAUAUUAUAAGAAGAGAUUAAAUAAAGUAUAGAAAAUGAGUAUAAAUAAUUGAAUAAGAAUCCUUAUUUCUUAUUACCUACAGAAUUAGAAGCAAUUAAAAUACAUGCUGAAAGACCUGUUUUAGGUAAAGAAACUUCUGAAAAAUCAUAAAGUAAAACUAGAAGUGGUAUUGCUACUAAUACUAAAUAAUAACCUAUCAAUAAUUUAAGUGGGGGAUUAACUGGAUAAGGUGGAGAUGAAAGAAUAUAAGAUAGUUCUUCUAGUCAUACUGGUACUAAAGGUGUUACUAAUAUGGGAUCUUAAUAAGCUAAUAUUUAAUAAUAAGUGACAAAAAGUCAUGGUAAAACUAGUAAUCCAUUACCUGAAUAAUAAUAAAAAUAAUAUGAAUAAAAAUAGGAUGAAUAAGAUAUAAAAGAAGAAGAAUAUAUGAAAUAAUAUGUUUAAAGAACCAAUUCUUAAAUUAGUGAAUAAGAAUAAAUCAUUUAUUAAAGUCAAUAAGUAUAAACUAGUUUAAAAUAUGUGGAAAGAAUUCUUAAUUAGAAUUUAUAUCAUAAAUAAUAUAUUCAAUAUAGAAAUUAUCCAGAAGUUAAAUUUGAGAAGAUGACAUUAAAUGAAGAUCCUAAAUAAAGAGGAGUAGCAUUUAAAAGGAAUUUUCAAAAUAAAUUAGAAGAUGAAGAAGUUGUUGAAAAGAAAUAAUAAGAUCCUAUUACAUAAUUAUUUUCAUACAAAUGUUAAUUAAGUGAAUAAUGUAAAGUAACUAGUGCUGAUUGGAAUCCAGUUAAUAAAGAUUUAUUAGCUGUUUCAUAUAGUAAUAGAGAAACAUCUGAUGGACAUAUAAUGUUUUGGACUUUAAAAAAUCCAACUUUCCCUGAACGUAUUAUUACUUAUCCAUCCAAAAUUAAUUGUUGUAAAUUCUCUGAAAGUUAACCAAAUUUAAUUGCUGCAGGAACUGUUGAUGGUAUAGUAGCUGUAUGGGAUAUUAGAAGAAAGUCUAAUAAACCUAUUACUGAAAAUAAAGAGAUGGCAGGUAAACAUAGUGAUUCUGUUUGGGAAGUAUAAUGGGUAGGAAAAGGAGCUAAAGGAACAGAUAAAGGAGAAUCACUUGUUAGUAUUAGUAGUGAUAGUCGUAUUGUUGAAUGGUCAAUGAAAAAAGGAUUGGAAUAUACUAAUUUAAUGAAUCUUAAAAGAGUUGUUUAAUCAUCUUAAAAAGAGAAUUUAUAAGAAGGUGUUAAUUUUAGAAUGUCAGCAGGAUUUUCUUUUGAUUUUUUAUAAAGAGAAUCUGCUAUGUAUUUAGCUGCUACUGAAGAUGGUACUGUUCAUAGAUGCUCAAAAUCAUAUACAGAAUAAUAUUUAGAUAAUUAUUUUGGACAUUCUGGUCCAGUUUAUAAGGUUAGAUGUAAUCCUUUUUUUGGUGAUAUCUUUUUAACUUGUAGUGCUGAUUGGUCAUGUAAAUUAUGGAAUUGGACAGAAGAAUUACCUAAAGCAAAUUUCUAAGUAUUUAUAAUUUGAUGUAUAAAAGCAAUAAAAUUUAUAAGAUGAAGUAUUAGAUUUUGAAUGGUCUCCUCAUACUUCUGUAUUAUUUGCAUCAGUUUGUAAAGAUGGUAGAUUAGAAUUAUGGGAUUUAACUAAAAAUAAUAUGUUAGAUCCAUAUUUUACUAUUAUGCCAUAAGAUUAAUAAAUAUGGCCAGCUAAAACUAUGGUUAGAUUUGCUUAAAAUAGUCCAGUACUUAUUACUGGUGAUGCUAAAGGUGAUAUUAAUGCAUAUAGAUUAUAUGGUAAAUUUGUAUAUUGAAUAUGAAAGGUUAUGAAGAUAAUGAUCCAUUAUAAGAAGAAGAGAAAUUAAGGAAACUCUUAUAUCCUACAGGAUAUUCUAAGGGAUAAAAGGAAUAAAAGGAUUGA